This is a messenger RNA of Petromyzon marinus (sea lamprey), 3344 nucleotides long. RefSeq names its product leucine-rich repeat-containing protein 10-like. Lineage: Eukaryota; Metazoa; Chordata; Hyperoartia; Petromyzontiformes; Petromyzontidae. Gene Ontology annotation, molecular function: protein binding. Gene Ontology annotation, cellular component: cytoplasm. The record is from RefSeq and is a predicted model, not a curated record.
CCCCUCCUGCCGUCCUUCCCCCAUACACUCACACACAUUCUCCCCUCCUCCUCCUCAUCACUCCUCCUCUCCCAAUACACACACACACCCCCCACUCCUAAUCUCCGCACUCUCUCUCCACACACACACACUCAGCCACUCACUGCGGCUGGGCGCCAGAGUCCAAGUGACAGGAAGGCUCUCUCUGUGUUGUUUGCGAGCACCUAUUCGCGUGACUGAGCGAGCGAACUCUUUAAUUAAUAGACAGCCUGCAUACACGAUCAUGGUACGUUAACGCGCUCUGCAUUACACACACGCACACCGAUCUGCUAAAUUAGCACGUGCACAACACGUGUAUUAAGCAUACACGCGUCUCAAACAACACCCAUUUUGAGAAGCGUUAAUGAAACGUAAUGAUAAAUCAUAGAGUCUAGUUGACUUGUCUAUAUACAUACGCACACGUGUACACAGUUACACACCCCGCACACGUGUAGACAGACUUACUGCCCGUGUGUUUAACUUGGUAAUCCAAAAGUGUGCACUGGCGCGGAUGUGUGUGUAAUUAAACACUUAACUGACCCCUGCGUACUCGAUUGACUAAGGAAGGCCUUACGGUCACAGAGGCUUACGGGGUUGAGAGUCCUGCAGAGGUGAGAUGAAGUUAUGGACAUCAUCACCAACGUCAACACAAUCAGCAGCAGCCGCCGCACCACUGCUGCGGCAAUAAUAACUUAUUGAUAGAGCCUCUGCAAAGCUCGCCCGUGUGCCGCCGGGGUGAGCUGCGCACGCGCUCGGCCCCCGGCCAUGACGGCGAUGGGCGGCGCGGUGCGCAAGGCGUCUUCGCUGGCGUGCGGCGGUGGCCAGCGCUACGCCUCCGUGGACGAGGAGGACAUCACCUCGGACCUCAUGCUCGACAUGAGCGGGCGCAAGAUCCGGCGCGCGCCGCCGCAGCUCUGCGCUCUGGGCCACAUCGUGAAGCUCUACCUGAGCAACAACCGCCUCCGCGAGCUGCCCGAGGAGUUCGGCUUCCUCAGCUCGCUGCGCAUCCUCGCGCUCGACUUCAACAAGUUCGAGGAGUUCCCGCCGGUGCUGUGCCGCCUCACCGAAUUGUGCCGCCUCUACCUGGGCAGCAACCUCCUGCAGGACCUGCCGGACGAGAUGCGCAGCCUCGUCAACCUCAAGGCGCUGUGGCUGGAGGGGAACUACCUGCGCCACUUGCCGCCGGUACUCUGGGAACUGCCGCAGCUUCGGUCGCUGCAGGUGGGCGACAACCGGCUGAAGGCGCUGCCUCGGGAGCUGCGCCGGCUGGCGAGCCUGAGGGGCCUCUGGCUCUACGGCAACCGCUUCGAGGAGUUUCCCGACGUGCUGCUGCACAUGGAGCUGCUGGAGAUCAUCGACGUGGACCGCAACCGCAUCUCGGAGUUCCCCAGCUUGGAGCGGCUCACGCGCCUCAAGGUCAUCUCGUACGACCACAACCCGUGCAAGGGCCCGCCGCGCGUCGCCCCCGGCGUGCUGCUGGUGGGCGACGGCGCCGAGGAGGCCAACAGCCUCAACGCGGCGGCGGCGGAGGACGGCGGGGACGGCGACGACGACGGAGGCGGGGGCAAUAACGACGAGUGCGGCGUGGUGCAUCACGGCAUAUUGAAGAACGGCACGCACAGCGCCGGGCACGCCAGCGACGAAGGGAUGUAAGGGGAUUGUGCGUCACCGAUUGGUUGACGAGAAUAGAUUCUCGCGCUUGUGAUGCACGCUUUGAGCCACGCGAGUGAGAAUCUAUUAUUUAUGAUGUAUGCAAGUAAUAUGCAAAUUAAAUACGUAGGGUAAUUGAGCAAAAAAAAACUGUACGAAAAAACACAGACGGGAACAAACGGCAAACAGAAAAAGUGAGGCAGUAAAAGCGAGAUGAAAAAGGAAGAAUUCACGAAUUGAUUUGUGAAAUGGAGUCGUGACAAUGAGUCGAAUGGCUGGGGAUGUGCAUUGCUACGUGGCUGGCACCGGAGCGGUGUUUCGGGGCUGACGUCGGACAGGUGCGGUGUCGCCGUGAGAUCAGAUUACCGGGCAGGUGUCACCAACUUCUGGCGAACGAGUCUCUCGACUUUAACGGGCAAUUCGGGCACUCCUUAUAUCUGUUGGUGGUCCAGAUCAAUCCAGUAAGCUGAAAUUCCACAUUCCCGUGACAGGGGCUUGUUAACAUGUCUUCCUAACCCCCCUCGUAGCGAUUUAAGGAACAUCCUUGACACAGCUGUGAAUGGCAGCGCCUCUAGUGGCUGCAGGGUUGACGUGACCCAAUUGCAUACAAGAUGAAUGACUCAAGAAGCGUUGGUUCUUACACACGGAAUUCCAUACAUAUGUUGCGAGCUUAACAAUCAAUACUGACCGAUGCAUCGAUAGCAGUGUUACACCCCGAACAAUGAUUGUUGGGUAUCGAUAAACCUUCAUUAUUGCUUAAAAACUCACCACAUUCGUCAAUAACAAUGGCCCAAAUUACAAUAGGCGACGUUUCUGACAAUGGCCCUUCUGCAUAAGCACGGGUUCAUUUCUCAAAUUGUUUAUCGUAUAUAUUUAGUUUUGCUUCUGCUUGUGCAUCACUGACAGUGCAGUUUCAGCACCACCAGAUUAUUUAUUGUAACUUAGUUUGUUUCAGUAUGUGAUCAGAUUACCGAUGCUUACCAUGUACGAGCUGAUUACUCUCUAUCAUUACGUCCGUUGUUUUUUUGUUAUCGAUAACGAUUCACGAACAAGGACGGUGAUGACGAUGGGGAAAUUCUGGAGUCAGUAGCUCAGGUCAAUGUGAGGUAGAGCGGCACACAGAGCACAACACAGCUGGCCCCCAGUCGAGCAACGACCUAAGGUAAUCAUGACAGUAACGAUGCAAUCAGAUUACACGACCGUAUGGAAAAUAAUUGCUUACGCAAUGUUCCUUCUAAACAAUUGAGCAAUCGGUAACGUCAUGCUCAAAACAAUCACGGACAUGCGCAGCCAAUGCCACCACGCACGCUGCUCGACGCUGUGGAGCGGUAGCCCAAUGGCUGGCGACCUUGCGCUGCGCUACGAACCUGGUCACCCGAGUUGGAUUCCUGCUCACGGCUAACAUCAGUGAUAUCUGACCUGCGCCUGGUAGUGCACACCUGCUUUCUCGAUUAAUCAUUGCACACGUGCAACUACAGUAAUGUGUAUACGCACAAAGAGAAAUAUUCCCCGUAUAGCCUUCGCAGACUGUUGGGGAAAGUCCUGGUAAUGUGCACUUACUAAAGCUGGCACACGAAGGGGGUGGGUGGCCAGCACGAUGCCCGACCCCCUUUGCCUUCCCAGUGCUGAUGUUUAGAAACUGUAUCAGGUACUCAUUUCAGGCUGAGUCGACCUAG